Molecule: messenger RNA, 2112 nt
Organism: Artibeus jamaicensis (Jamaican fruit-eating bat)
Lineage: Eukaryota; Metazoa; Chordata; Mammalia; Chiroptera; Phyllostomidae
Gene: SNF8
Product: SNF8 subunit of ESCRT-II
Exons: 8
Coding region: 95-871 (258 amino acids)
Biological process (GO): protein transport to vacuole involved in ubiquitin-dependent protein catabolic process via the multivesicular body sorting pathway
Cellular component (GO): ESCRT II complex
Source: RefSeq, a predicted model, not a curated record
GACCGCGCUUCCGCAUUGGGGAGCCCGCGGCAGAUCCCGGGGAGCGGAGACCGGGGGUCCCGGCAGCGGGGCGGCCCGCGGGCCCACGGCGGGGAUGCACCGCCGCGGGGUGGGAGCCGGCGCCAUCGCCAAGAAGAAGCUAGCCGAGGCCAAGUAUAAGGAGCGGGGGACUGUCUUGGCUGAGGACCAGUUGGCCCAGAUGUCGAAGCAGUUGGACAUGUUCAAGACCAACCUGGAGGAAUUUGCCAGCAAGCACAAACAAGAGAUCCGGAAGAAUCCCGAGUUCCGAGUGCAGUUCCAGGACAUGUGUGCCACCAUUGGGGUGGACCCGCUGGCCUCUGGAAAAGGCUUUUGGUCUGAAAUGCUAGGCGUGGGAGACUUCUACUAUGAGCUGGGCGUCCAGAUUAUUGAAGUGUGCCUGGCCCUGAAGCACCGGAAUGGAGGUCUGAUAACGCUGGAGGAGCUGCAUCAACAGGUGUUGAAAGGAAGGGGCAAGUUCGCCCAGGAUGUCAGCCAAGACGACCUGAUCAGGGCCAUCAAGAAACUAAAGGCACUUGGCACUGGCUUCGGCAUCAUCCCCGUGGGCGGCACUUACCUCAUUCAGUCUGUUCCAGCCGAACUCAAUAUGGAUCACACCGUGGUGCUGCAGCUGGCCGAGAAAAGUGGCUACGUGACUGUCAGCGACAUCAAAGCCAGUCUUAAAUGGGAGACAGAAAGAGCGCGGCAAGUGCUGGAACACCUGCUGAAGGAAGGGCUGGCCUGGCUGGACCUGCAGGCCCCAGGGGAGGCCCACUACUGGCUGCCUGCUCUCUUCACUGACCUCUACUCCCAGGAGAUUACAGCCGAGGAGGCCAGAGAAGCCCUCCCCUGACCCUGGAGUGUGGAAGUGGGGGUGGCAGCAGGCAAGAAGAGGGAGGACCUGAUGGUGAAUAAAAACUGGACAACUUUGUUUAAAAAAAAACCAAACCCACAGAAAAGAUGUUCCAAAUUUUUUCCUUCCCCCAAUAUUUUUCACUUAUUACUUUAUUUCUUUUUAAAGUGCCUUCACAUUGCAUCUUUAUUGGAGGAGACCUCAUUUAUCCAGUAGGGGCAACCUGAGUAACACAGGUAACAGUGAGCACGUCAGGUGACUUGCACAGGUCACCUACAAGUCCACGGUGGAAGGCAAUCUGUCUCCUGGCUAGACAGUUCCGUCCCUUUGUAGCCCUGAGACAAAUUACAGCCUGGUAAUCCAAACCUCUUCCUUAUAAAAAUGUUCAUCUCAAAUAAGCAGAUCCUAAAAGGCCAGUAGAUUGUAUUUGCUCUUUCCGCUUCCUCUUGAAGAGGUUCCAGGUUAUAACAGUAUGAAGGAAAUAGAAGUUAAUGUUAAAUGGUGGUUAGAGGGAAGAAAACAAUGAAAUUUUAGGGAAACCAACCGAUAGUGAAUGUGGUAUUUUCAAAUUCCCAACCAGCUCUCCCGUACUGAUCACUAGGUCCUUACUAGCCUUAGCGGUGGGAAGGGAACUCCCAGAACACUUGCUCUGUGACCACUUCUAUACACACUUCUUAACCACCUUAAAAAAGUAGGUGUCCUUAACUUUGCAAACAAGGAAUCUAAUUUGCCAGUGACCAGGUUUAGCAGCAGAGCCAAAGCUAGAGCCUAGGCCCACUAACUCAAGCCCACACUUCACAUGGCACAGACUGGCCGGUCAAGACAAAAGUCCUCUGCACUGACCAGCAAAGCUCUUCCAUUGCAAAUUGGGAAGGUGGAGAUAAGCAGGAAGGCUAGUCAAGCCCAGUCUGCAGUCUGAAUGCUAAUUCCUAGGAAGGGAUGAUUUUGUACAGAAAACCAACCCAAUGGAUUAUCCAUCCUAAACCACGGUUACCAUAGCGUAAAGCUAAGCCCGUUUAUAUCUGUCUGCCCUUGUAGGACAUGGUCACUUUCCAGUUUUGGCGUUUUUUCCUUUGGAAGCCACUGAGGCUACAAUGGCACCCCUCUCCUUGACUGUCAGAGCCAGUGUCUUAAAAAAAAAAAAAAAAAAAGACCCUACUUCUGGUUGGUGGAAAACUCACCAGCAGCCCUGUUCCCACCCACAGCAUGUACGGUUUCAGCUUCCAGACGAUUCACUGAGC